This is a messenger RNA of Cydia fagiglandana, 6731 nucleotides long. It is a transcript of the gene wapl, whose product is annotated as protein wings apart-like. The coding region runs from base 451 to 4383 and encodes 1310 amino acids. The record is from RefSeq and is a predicted model, not a curated record. The transcript has 14 exons. Lineage: Eukaryota; Metazoa; Arthropoda; Insecta; Lepidoptera; Tortricidae.
GAAUUAUUACUUCAUCUUGUUUUCCAAUAUGGCGCCGUCUGUGCUAUGAGAUGACAACAUCGUAGUUUGUGUCGGAUUUGUCAUAAUCAAAAUUUGUUUUAGUCGAUAUUAAUUUAUCUACCUCAUAUGUUCAAAGAAAAUCGGUAAUUCUAACGAUAGUUACAUAAUCGUGCCACGCUUGUUAAAGAAUCAUCCAGUCGAUGCGUCCUUCUGUGAGAAAAGUACUUAGCUGCCGUAAAAAUGGCGGGUGUAUCUUUACUGAUUGUGUUUUCAUAUCAUUCGGAGAAAGUAAAAGAAUAGGCUAAAAGUGAUUGUAGUCGCGUAUUGAGUGUCAGUUAUAUUACGUAUAAUAGGACGGCAUGUUUUGUAUCUUGCUGUUUUGACAUUUGAAGAGGUGAUUGAUUCGGGAGAAACGGUGCAGGUGUCAUCGUUAUUAAUGAAAUUAUCAGUAUGUCGCGCUGGGGCAGAGGCCGAGGCGGCAGUGUGGCCGUGCCGCUUGAUAGUGCCCUGUUUAGAGAAAAUAGUAAUUGCCCGACGGCCGCUCGCUCAGCGGGCACGGUCGGGAAGUGGGGAAUCACAAGCUUUACGUCGAUUAGAAGCGCUCCUUACGCCUACACCAGUAAUGUUCUUAAAAAGCCAGUCCAAGAUCAGAACAGUCCGCUGACAGUGCCUGCGGUGGAAACAGAUCAACCCCCACCUAAACCUAAGAAAUUUUUCAAAUCGCGCAAUGCAGAGCCUUUCCCACCUGUUCCUCAAAUUACAUAUGCACCACCAGUACCUGCAGCUCCAUUAUCCCCGGAGCACCCUUCGAAUAGCAAAGAAAAGAAAGCUACCAAAAGAAGUAGAGCGUACAACAGGGACUCUUCAUCACCAGAAUUGCCUCGGCGGAACUCUGAAAAGGCUAAAGCUAGAAAAAGUUCUGUGGCCACAAAGGCUGCCAAGAAAGCAGAACCACAGCCUGAAAAUGCUCAACCUAGGAGUACACGGUAUUUGGUUCGCAAUCGUGAUAAAGUAAUUAAUUAUGCUGAAGAUGGCAGCAACAGUCCCAUUCCUGAGUUUUCACGAUAUGAAUCAUUAGCUCCGAGAGUAUCUUCACCAAAAACUAGCCCGUUGGUCUCAAGCCCUGUGCCCCCUAAAGUUGAAGUGGCCAGUCCCUCAACUAGUAAAGAGGUGGUGAGCCCCUCUACAAGCAAAGAUGGUAAUGAAGAAAGAAAACCACCUCCUAUUGUACUAAGAAUAUCAAAGGGUACAUCGAGGAUAGUCAGUACUGAUUCUAAUGAAGGUUUCACAUCACCUGGUUCUGACAGGCAUUCAUCUAUGGACAUGCAUUCAGAUCUUGGUAUAGAUCACAAAAAGAGCCCAUCCAUGGAAACAAUAUGUUCACCAAAACAUGAGGGUCUUAAAAUCACUAUCAAAUGUAGUGGUCUCAGCCAAGAAAGCAAAAAAGAAAAGAAAAAGGAUAAAAAAGAACACAAGUCACAUAAGAAACAUCACAAAGCCAGUACAGAUGACGAUGCCAAAAAAGCUACAUCGCCAUUGCCUGGUUCAGACACAUAUGAUCUUUACAAGACCCUUGCCUCCCCAGGUCAUGAUAGUGACAAGGACAGAAAUAAAGCUCCAAGUGGGGAAGAUGAUAUUGAGUCUCAACUAGCAAAGCUUGAUUCCACUGGGUCAUCACAUAAAUCUCCUAGGAUAGACGUGUUACCAACAGAGCCACCACCAGAACCUAAGCCCCCAGAGGGUGGCAGGGCCCGUCGAGCUAGACAAGUUAUUAACUACAAUGAAAAUGAUGAUUAUUUGGAUAAAUUGACUUCUGGCCAUUCAAGCAAGCAAACCGUUAAAACAGUCAGUGACCUUAAAAAAGAAAGUAGAAGAGGGAGAAAGAAACAUGAGGCUGCUGUGCUAGAGGCUGCUGCAGCGGAGAAUGAAAGCAAAGCAGAAUCUCAUAUAGAGAAGAAUGAUUUGAUUGAUAUAUUGUCGGGCUCAAAUGUAGAUGAGGGGAAAACAGAAGUCAAGCACAAAAAGCAAAAAGCUAAAGCACUACAAAACAAGCACUCUAGCCCUGAUUAUGGAGCUGAGCUGUCUCAGGAGCCCACGCAUGAACAAGAAGAAAACCAGCAUGAGCCUUUAGAAGAUGAACAAAUGGAAACUGCACCUGAAUCAAAUAUAAAUGAUGCAGGUAGUCAUUCACAACCUCCCACUCAAGCUACAGAUUCUGAUUAUAAUAGUUGUCCAACUGAAUUCUCUGAGGAUGAUUCUCAAAAGAAUCAACAGGAGGAUGUAUUUAAAUCACCGCAUGGCAUUGAUGAUGAGCAUGUCGAAGACAAACCUAGUGUGAAAUUAGUUAUAACCAAAAAGAAGGGUUCUAUAUUCAAGAGCAAAUCACUUGUUAAUGAUAAUCCAUCUCCACUACCAGCAAGGAAAAGACGCCAUUUAUAUAAACAUGAAUGGGCCAAUGAUAAAGGAAAUGAAACUCCACGGCCUGAGCAGCCCGAGAACACUGAAGUAAGGAACCCAGCCAGCCAGGUACCCGAAGAGCUCACGAAGGUCACUAGGUAUAGGGCACCCGAUCCCAUCAUGGAUGACCCAACAUCCAUUGAAGCUGUCAAGCCCUAUACCAGUGUUAGGUGUGCUAAAGAAGCUAAGGAGUAUUACACAGUAGUGAGAAAUGUGAAGAAAGCACAUCAAAUACAGGAGAUUGGAGAGUAUCAAGAAUUUAAUGAUGAUGUAGAUUACCUUCUAGACGCAUUACAGGACAACAACCCGAUAUCGACGCGCUGCCUGUCCGCCAUCACGCUGGCCAGCAAGUGCACGGCGCCCGCGUUCCGCAUGCACCUGCGCGCGCACGGCACCGUGCAGAAGUUCUUCAGCGCGCUGCACGACGCCACCAACGACCAGAGCUUGGGUCUGUGCACGGCGACGGUCAUGUUCGUGCUGUCCCAAGACCGACUCAACAUGGAUCUGGACCGGGAGUCUCUGGAGCUCAUGUUAAAUUUGCUCGAAUCUGAUGUAUCGCACAAAAAUGCGCUUGAUGACUGCGGGCUCACGUCUGCCCAGCUGGCAAAGACGCAAGAGCGGGUGCGGGAGCUGUGCGCGGAAAUCAAGAGCCAAGGGAAAGCCAAGCAUUUAGAUUUGGAUAACAUUACCGUGGGCCACUUAGCCAUGGAGACGCUACUAUCGCUAACCUCGAAGCGCGCCGGCGAGUGGUUCAAGGAGGAGCUGCGCGUGCUGGGCGGCGUGGACCACAUCGUGCGCACCAUCCAGGACUGCGCGGCGCGGCUGGAGGCGCCGGCGGCCAGCUGGGGCCCGGCCGACGUGGACGUGCUGAGGAAGGCCGACCGCUGUCUGCGCGUGCUGGAGAACGUGACGCAGCAGAACGAGGACAACCAGCUGUAUCUGGUGGGCGAGUCGCUGGGCGCGGCGCGUACGUUCUGCGCGCUGUUCCGGCGCUGCGCGGGCGAGGCGCGCGCCGCCGCCGGCCGCCUGCAGCUCGCGCUGCUCGACGCCGCGCUGCCCGCCGUCAAAGUGCUCGUCAACCUGUCGCACUCCUUCUCUCCCAGCAACGUGUCUCCGGGCGCGCGCGUUGUAGGCGAGCAGCCGGGCGUGAUGGAGAUGUGCCUCACCCUCCUUAACAACCAAAAGAACUUCAUACCUGAUAGCAAAAACUUCGAGUUCAGUGUUUGUGUGUUGCUGCUGCUCAUAAACCUGGUCCAGAACAACGAGGAGAACGCGAACCGGUUACUCAACGUGCGCAUCCGCGUCGAUAGCGACGAGGACAUCAUCUCGCGUACCGUCUCCGCGCUGGACCUGAUCGUGGACCUCUUCUACAAGCGGGUCGACCUGGCCAGGAGAGCCGAAGAAAACACGGAUGCUUUGCUCGAUGGCGAGAAGGAAUCUGAUGGUGAGACUGACAAGAAGAAACAACAAGAUGACAUCGACGAAACUGUUGCGAAACUGCUGGCGCGCGCGGGCACGCACAUGGAGCACACGAUGGUGGGCGCGUACACGGCGCUGCUGCUGGGCCACACGGCCGUGCUGGGCGCCGCGCACGCCGCCGCUGUGCGCCAGCGCGUGCCCAGCUACGCCGCCCUCCUCCCCACGCUCAAGAAGUACUACAACUUCCUGUCGCUGACCGCCAGUGGCGAGGCGAUGAUAGUGGCGCACGUGAAGGCGACGCAUCUGAUCAUCAAGUUCAUGGAGCACAGCGACGCGGAGGCGGCGGACGCGGCGGAGGCGGGAGGUGCGCCGCCCGCGCCCUACGCGGCGGCCGCGGCCGGCUACCCCGCGCACUGCUACGGCAGCUCGCCCUCCGACGUGCCGCAGGACAUGUCGCUCAGCGGCCUCAACUACUGCCGGCCCCAGCCCGAUCGCAUGUCCUCGUGAACGUGCCGGAACACCUGAUCUACUUCCGGUGACGUCGCGAGGGUCGAUCCUUCCGUUCUGUCGGUCCCGGUGAACGAUGUUAAAUCGUAAAUGUGCCCGCCCGAGAACGUUAGUGCGUGCGGCGUACGGUUAUAGUGUGAAGCGUUGUAAAAAAAGUUGAGUUUUAUUAGUUUACAUGACGGUUGUAGGGUGGAAAUAGAAUUAGUAUGUUCCUUUAAACGGUACCGCACCAAAUUUUACUCGUUACUUAAUCGACGUGUAAAUCGGUCCCGUUGAAUGGAUUUAAAGGCACUUUGACGAAUUUUAAGGAUCUCGGCUAGUUAAAUUUCCACCAUAUUAGAUUUUAUUAUAGUAGGAUAGCUAAAAUGUAAACCGCGUUGUUCCCCCGACGCCCGUGUCGCCUGCGAAAUAUGUUCCGGUCGUCGGUUCCGAUUUGAACGUUUCCUACUUAUUGACGAUGUUAGUUCGUGCUAUCAUUCUGUGUAAAUUGACACGUUAACGGCUGUAUAUUGUCAACCACUAUUACUAGAGUAUGCCAUUUGUAAUGUAACGAUAGGUGGAUUGCACACGGCUAUUAUACCUCAACUUUUUGUAUCGAUAUAUUUCCCUUCUCUGAAACGUCGUGUAAAUAUACGCAGACCAUUAAGGUAUAGUUAGUUUACGUCUAUCAGGUAUGGGUUAUGGAGUCUUAAUUAAAUUGAGAUAUUCCGAGUUUAAGCCACCGAACUGGCAAUAUAAAAGUGCAAAAAUAGUACAGUAAGUGUAUAUUGAUAUCGUAAUUCUCUCUGUGAAUAUCGUGUCCGCACUUUUUGUAUAAUACUCCGAGAGAGUUACAAAUUUAUUAAUUGUUCUACCGAGGCACAUCCUUAUUGUAAAUAGUUUCGACUGGUUCCAAUGAGCGUAGGCGCAAAUAUUAGAAAUGAAACUGAUGAGAGAAGUUACCCCGCGUGGGCCGUGUCGUUCGUCGUGCUGAAGCGUGCCGGAGGGGAGUGUCCGGUGCCGGGUCCACGACGUGCGGCUGCGUCCGGCGCGGCGAGGAUCAAACAAUGUACAAACACUUGUCGUUAUUGCCCCCGAAUGAGAGAACUAUUAUUUGUUUAGAGGUAUUUACGAGUAGGACGAUCUAUGAUGUUGGACUUUAUUGACUAGCGGAUAGGCUAAGAAGGUGAAAGCAUGAUAUUAAUCUUUCUCCAUUUUUGUGUUUUUAUACUUUUUAAAGACUUCUUUUUACGAUUGACUGAUUGUACAUUAGAGCGGAAAUUGAGUUUUCCAAAUUUGAUGUUUAGAUUAAUAUUUUUAUAAAAUAUCAAAUUGCUAAGGCGCACCGAUUACUUAAUACACAUCUUUAUUUGUACUACGGGAGCACAUUUUAUGCUGAUUUUAUGGGAUAAAUCGUAAAUCUUGAAUUUGAAGUAACGAAUAUCUAAUUAAAUUUGUAACAUAUUUUUACUUUUUAAAAGAUGUGAUCGGCCUUAUUUUUUGAGAUUCUCCAAAAUUCAUUAACAGACGGGGUAUGAAAUGAAUUUUGUUAUGUAUACAUUUAUGUAUUACACAUUUAGAGAUUGGGCUGGUGCCAAUGUACGUUUGUCGAGUUCUUGCCUGAUCUCGAGCAGUGGCCAGACCGGUUACGCCCCGUAUGCGACAGUCGGGCGACAAUGUACACCCAGCUGCAAAAUAGCAUGCCCACUCUAUGAGUGAAUUCAUUCAAGACGUGGCCAUGAAAUUUUUCAGCUCGCCCUUCCAUGUGGUCCUGCGUCGCUGCCGUACCUCCAUUGCUUUGUAAAUCUGAAACUGACGCGGGCCGCAACCGCUCUUGUCAUUGUCCGGCGGUGAUUGAUCGACAGUGGUUGUCUGCCUGAGACUGCAUUAUAUGGUUUUGAAUUCUCGUACAAAGUCCAGUCGUUUUACAAUAGUCUCAAUAGCCAACAACUUUCAGGCAGACAAUCACCAAAAGAACGCGACUCGCGUGCAUUACCGUCAGCGAUCUGACAGCUUUAUUUCAUGUGUAAGGUGUUCGAAUCAUUUACUAUGUGACGCGGAACCCGCAGCGGCGGGAUCACUCCUCUUGGUAACGUUUUAUUUAACAAUUGGAGACUUGUUUGUUGUACAGAUGCCUAAAUUAUAUUUACGUAAUUUAUUGACCACGUGUAUGUAUUGUCUAAGAGUAGCUUUUAACGUGCAUUUCGUUAUGAAAUAUCACCUUUAUCACACUUGGGUUUUGAAUAUAGUAUGUUGUUUUAGAGUACCACGAGAGUUUGAUAUCUUGAGAAAUUAUUAUUGUAUAUGUAAUGUGUAAUUAUGUUAUAAAGUAUUACGUGUAAUUAUUAAAACAAGGACAAUUUAAAUAA